This is a messenger RNA of Cladocopium goreaui, 4267 nucleotides long. NCBI's taxonomy places the organism in Eukaryota, Dinophyceae, Suessiales, Symbiodiniaceae. The record is from the annotation of a GenBank genome assembly.
GAUUCAGGAGGAAAAAUAUCUGAGAGACCGACCAAUGGAGGCUUCCAAGAGAGCCGCUCCUGGAGACACCUUAAAGGAGUUGAGCGUCUUGCCAGAUGCGACCGAGUCGUCGGAGUUCGCGACAGAUCCGCCCGGUUCGGUCGUGACGCCUCCGCCGGAGUCUCCUGAGGCCCGCCGCCGGGAGGAGUAUCAUAACCAGAUGGCCGCGGUCGUGGCGGCAGGUGUGGCUUUGAUGGACACCAUGUUUUUUUUCACCAGCGAUGUUUACCUCAGGGAAGAUCAGGGAAGUCAGGCACUCACCUUGUUGGCUAAGUAUUGGUGCCCACAAGCCAAACUCAAAAAGAAUGUCAUUGAAGGACCUGACAUUGAGCUUGUGAGAAAGGAGGUGUUCCAAUUGAAGUCUGCAGCAAAGUUUCCCUUGAACCCGGCAUUGCUACAAGUAGAUUCGUGGGGGCUGAAAAAGCUUUUCUCAUAUGCGGGUCGCAAAGCCGGUUUCUGGAAGAACGGGAAGAAGAGCCCUAAGCGACGGGAUCCAGUGGUGGAGGAAUUCUACUCAGAGCUUUUUAAGCACUGGCGUUUGAAGAAGGGAGUGAACAUUCCCUGCGUAGAGAUUGACGAUGACAAGGAUGAUCCCAAUUUUGAUCUUGAUGCCUUGUUCGAGGUGAAGGCUGAGCCAGGGGAAGAGUUAUCAGAUGACGACAGUGAUGUGGAACUCACAGACCAGCAGGACCCCUACAUGGCUGUGAUGGAUUUGGCCGAGAACCAGGGAGACAAGACCGACGAAGACAACAAGAACGCAGUUGAUCCACCUGCAGGACAAGCAGUUGAAGCAACCCAGAGAAAAGACCAACAAAGUGAAAGUGGGGAUGCUGUUUCAGUGGGGGUUCCCAAAGGUGAGGUUGCUGCAGAUCCCCAAGAACCUUCACCUGUGAAAAGUGUCCCUGAAUCUGUUCGUCCCAGCACCACAUGCCCUGCACCAUCAGCUAUCCCAGAGAAGAAGCAGAAUGCAGCUCUUGAUGAAAGAAUUGCCCGCUUGAAGUUUGAACUGGCUCAGCGCCGUGCAGCCAAAGCUGGCCACAUCGACACCGUGGACACUCAACCUUUUGAGGCGACCCUGGCAGCAGAACGCUUUGAGCAAGGUUCCCCUCCAGUUGUCAGCAGUCAGGUGGCACCACCUGAGGAGCAACCUGAUCCGGUGUGUAGGUCUUUGGCACGUGAUUUUAGCAAUGCUAACCUUGGCAAACCCGAUGACAACACAGGUCGUCCUCAGGUGAGCUUGGUUGAUACACCUGGUGAAGAGCUUCACACAGCAUCUGGCAAUGGCCAAGGCAACGCGGCAACUCAGGACACUUCCGCCACUCCUUUGCAUCACCCCGAAGCAUCAGCCCCAAAGGGUUUGGAUGAGGCAUUGGGAGGAGGUUCAGGGAAGCAAGAGGUUCAGGAAUCAAAGAAGGAUGUGAAGGAUGAGAAGGAGGUGGAGGAACGACAGCAGGAUGUGAAGGAUGAGAAAGAGGUGGAGGAUUCAAAGGAGGAUAUGAAGGAUGAGAAAGAGGUGGAGGAACGAAAGAAGGUCAUGAAGGAUGAGAAAGAGGUGGGGGAAUCAAAGAAGGAUGUGAAGGAUGAGGAGGUGGAGGAACCAAAGGAAGAUGUGAAGGAUGAGAAAGAGGUGGAGGAACGAAAGAAUGUCGUGAAGGAUGAGAAAGAGGUGGGGGAAUCAAAGGAGGAUGUGAGGGAUGUAGUAGGUGAAGCAGCUUUGGAGAGGAAGGAGCGAGGGGCGCAUGAAGAUGAGGUGGAAAAUGAUCAGGAACAGGCGGAGGAACACACAGUGACACACGAUGAGUCUCUUGAGCAAGGCACAGCAACCCUCGAACCCCGACAGCACCCUAGUGAAAAUACUGGGCAAGUUGAUGACAGUCAGCAUGUUCUUGAACCUGUGUCGAAAAAGGCCAAGACCAAGAAGUGUGACACUGCACCCCCGGUAGUGCUAGAGGUUGAGGAAACCCAAGUUGAGACCAUUGAGGAUGACAACCCCCCUGCCGAGACACUCGAGGCAAAAGCAGCAGCGAAACGAAAGUGCAAGAAAGGUUCCGCACCAGUGGAGGUUGUUGCAUCAGAUGAUGAAGGCAAUGCUGCACCUGAGGCAGAGGAGACAGAAGUGGCAUCACAGCAGGCUUCGUCCAAGAAGAAGGUUCGCAGCAGGGCUGUUAGAAAGGCCACGGGCAAGGCAAAGUCAAAAGCAAACGCCGCUGCAUCGGCUGCAAGCACUGAAGACACAGCAAACAAACGCAAGGAGCAGGACAAUGUCAAGUAUGAGGUUGUCAACCAAGAAGGGAAGACUGACAUUAAUUCUGCCUUUGGGUGGGAGGAGGAGGAGCAGGAGCAGGAUCACCAGCAAGGAGAACCAAGUGCCAGCAGCAAUUUGGACACAGAGGAAAGCAGCACAGCCCCAUCUCAGCAGCAGCCAGCCCCAGAGGAGCAUGAGGAGCCUGAGGAUCCGAAGGAGCCCAAGCUGCCAUCCUUUGCCCGUCGACCCGCCCCCAAACGUAAGCUAGUGGAGUGGUGGGAGUGGUGCAUGAAGGCCUUUGGCCAGGAUCAGUCGCUGGAGGAAAAGAGGCAGUUCACGGAGGCUGCAUUCAAACAAAUCCAGCCCUUCCUGAAGGAUACCUGCUUAGAGCUGACGUCUAUGCCGUAUGGAUUACCACGAGGAUCCUUGAACCUGGCCAAAUUUGGAGUGGGCCUGCGAUCCGUUCGAGGUGACCAGGGCUCGUUGAUUGUGUUGCAAGUGGUGGUGCUCCUGAUACUCUUGGUUUGGUGGCUUGAUCUGCCAAAAUGCGAUGCUGGCCCAUAUCAAGUGCUGGAGUACUUCGCUGGUGUGGGGCGAAUUGCUGCCAUAGAAACGUUGGUUGACGGGCUGGACCUUGUUAAAGACAUGUCCAGUCAGCCAAACCUUGAUGCUAUGAAUGAAGCGGAUAUCGAGAGGGAACUCCAACGCUUAGAGGCGGAGAAGCAGAAGCUCCAAGAAGGUGAACAGCGUCCUGUGCCGACACCAGUUCGUGCUUUGGGUGAAGCGGGGCCGGAGGAUGAGACGGUUCCUGCAGACUUAGAUUCAUUCGAAGUCCUGCAGCUUUCGCUGGAUCCAUACAUGGGGCAGUUGGUGGAAGAACCUUUGGAGGCUGGUGUUAAUGGCUCGUAUGAGUUGGACCUCAUGGCUGCCUUGAAGGGUUUGGUAGAGGAUGUGCCCAAGGCUGAAGAUCAACAGGGUGGUGACUCUGCACCGGCUCCCAGCCCUGCUUCCGGUGGAGACAAUGAUGUGAAGGUACUUCGCCGAUUGUUUACACCGCGUAAAGAUGGAAGCUACUUAGUCCCCAUGGAAUUUGUCGAGAAAUUCAAAGAUAUCGCUGGUGGUGGCAGGGCAGAGGUUUUGCGCUUAUACAAAGACAAGUGCAAUGGAAAUAAGGAUUCCUUCAUCCACACCUGUCGCAAGAAGGUGGAGCGAAUCAAGGAAGACGACCUCUGGGCUGAUGGAGAGUUCAUGACCGAGCAAGAUAUGAUUGAUGACAACUACCGACAGAAUCCUGUUUGCACUCUCAGCGGGAGAGACAAAUAUGAGAAGAAUGUUGAAUGCUUCUGGGUUGAGACCAAGGUUGGCGGCCGAAAGCUGAAAAGAAGGCGGGAAACCAUUUGUGAGGAUGACAGCAUGUCGGAGGACGAAGCUGGGAAGUUCAAGAAGGAGUUUGAUGAUAAUGCCAUGUUGGCCAAGCGAGCUGCUGAUAUCGAUUCUGCCCUAUGCAAGGUUGAGACGGAAAUCACCCGUGUGAACACCAAGGGAAUCAUCGACAGUUUCUCCAGUGAGCACCAGGACGAGCUCGAAUCUCUUUACAAAGAUGCCAAGAAGGUGCGCGGAAGCUUUGAGCCUUUGCACGCGUGGGCGGUGUGGCCAUUUAUGAACCACAUCAAAGCUGAGCAGAGAAAACGGGAACGGGAUCGUGACGCUCCGGCAGUAUCAUUGGCUGAGCAUGCUGAUGCCCUGGCCGAGGAGAUGGAAGGGGAUGCGAUGUGGCUACGAUUUCUGGGUGGGCUUCAGCGAGUGGCAGAUCCAGCUUCGAUUGUUUUUCCCCUGAUCGUUCAAGCUACUGACAGUGCACUGGCCUUUCAGGUCCUGCGCGAGCCGGCGAGCGGCACCCGGGGACACCCUGAGUUAAUGGUGAUGCGUUUGGGCGCAGAUGCUGACAGUAGAGCCCUGGACCACACCCUGCGCUUCAAUGCA